Trichomonas vaginalis G3 is the source of this 267-nucleotide messenger RNA. Its product is annotated as Ankyrin repeat family. NCBI's taxonomy places the organism in Eukaryota, Parabasalia, Trichomonadida, Trichomonadidae. The record is from RefSeq and is a predicted model, not a curated record. The coding region runs from base 1 to 267 and encodes 88 amino acids. The transcript has a single exon. Gene Ontology annotation, molecular function: protein binding.
AUGAGUGCUGCAGACAUUCAAACUGCUAUAAAGGCAUGUGAAGAGAGAAAAGUAGAACUGUUACAAACAGUUUGCCCUCAAAUUGUCAAUCCAAACACAGUAUUACCAACUUUCGAUAAAAACGGAAUUAAAAUAGUACGCCCUACUCUCUUACAUAUUGCAUGCUUCAGCGGAGCUUAUGAUUGUGCAAAGCAUUUAAUACAGUAUGAUGCAAAUAUUAGCGCAAGUGACGCAGAAAUUCUUUAUUUUAUAAUGAAAUUCUUUUAA